AUGCCCUCUCCUGGGAAUGCCCCUCCUCAGCAGCCUCCCCUGGACGGCUCCCACCGGUAUGGGCCGAACCUCCGUGCCACUGGUGCCUCAGGCGUCGAAUGGGACGGUUCGGAUCGGAUGUUAGAUUCCACUGGCGCCCUUCUCUCCUCGUCACCUGAAGAUGACCACGAGGACCGUGAUUUCCCCGGAGGCAGGGACGAGGAGAGGAAGUCUGCCUUCUACGAUUACAAACAGGAAAAGACUCUAAAGCAAACGGACGCAAAGAUGAUUUACCAGCAGCAGCAGCAAGCAAAUAGUGGUUGGAACUCCCCGGUAAUGCGUGCUUCUACGGGGAACUGGGCAGGCCCCGGCGGUGGCAGUGGUAUUGGGAACCUGGGCAGAGCGGAAAGUGUUAGGUCAUUUACAUCCUCCCCCCAGCAGCCCCACCUCCACCACUCGCACCACCAGUACUUGGGACCAGCUUCUGGAGGCUCUACCUUAAGUAUUACUGGAUCAAGAGGCCUUGGUAACACUGCACUACCGCCGCUGGGAAUGGCUUCGCACGAGAAACCUAAGGAGCACGGAGGUAUACAGGCACCUGAAAUGGGCCGCUUUGAUCCCCAUGGUGUUAUUGGCGGCGCCACUGGGCGGAGAGGGGACUUUAUUAAUCCACAGGGGGAAAUGCUCCCCGGGUCACAAGGUGGAUACGUAGACAGUGAGUAUAGAUUCCUUCUUGGCAUUGCAUCUUGGAAUCUUCGAUCGCUCGGAUUCAAUGAACAUGAAAGUGACAUCAUAUUUGCGUGCAUAGGGGAUCCCACUCUUUCGGCAGAGCUUUCGACCAUCUACACUAAUGUUCAGAAGAUCCUGGAUAUACGUCAUAAGUAUUUGCGAGUAUCGCUACAAGGCCAUGCUGAUAAUCCUAAGGACGACCCUAUCUGGAAGAUUUACCCACCCCCACCACCGCCUGUCUGGGUCGGGGAUGGAGCUACCCAUCCACAGACACCAGGGUGUAGUGCGGGAGGUUUACAGGAGAUUGAAGGUGCUAGGAAGGAAGCAAACGCGACAGCUCAGAAGGAGGCUCGGAAGUCUGGACAAAAUAUUGGGGAGGAUUUUACCUUUGAGGAAUGCGAAAUCCCUGGAGAGGAUGAAAUGGAAUUUAGGAAGGAUGGCCAUGGCGUAUUCCAGGUAUAUGAGAACAAAAAAGGUAACCCCCAGUUCGGGGCGAUUUGUUCAAUGCAAUGCCCUGACUGCUGGUCAUAUCACAGCUCUGGAUGCCGAUAUGCCUGUAGUGGCUAUUCCUACGCUUAGGGAGUAUUAUAUCGACUCGGAUAAGAUUCUUGAUAUUUCGAGCGAUGGCCCGAGUAAGAGCUUCGCGUUUAGGCGGCUGCAGUAUCUUGAGGGCAAGUGGAAUUUGUACACUCUACUGAACGAACAUCAGGAGAUGGCAGACUCCAAGGUAAGUCGCUCGGUAGAAUAUCCGCUUCGGGAUUUGGAUCUAAGCUUGCCGGGGUUUUAGAGGGUGCCCCAUAGAGAUUUUUACAAUGUGAGGAAAGUUGAUACGCACGUUCACCACUCUGCUUGUAUGAACCAGAAGCACCUCCUACGGUUUAUCAAGCAUAAGAUUAGGAGAUGCCCGGAUGUGAGCACUUCUCCUAUUUCAGGAACAUGUAUUCCAUGCGCAAAGGAAAUGACUGGAUAAUAGGAAAAAGUCCUCUUUAGGGACGGGAAGCAUCUUACGUUGACUGAGGUGUUCGAGAGUAUCAGUUUAACUGCAUAUGACCUCAGCAUCGACACCUUAGAUAUGCACGUACGUGAUGGCCGUGUCCAGAUGAAGGGGCUGGAGUGCCAACAAAUCGAUAUUUUUUGAUUGGGCAAUUAUUAACCCUUAUCCGGAGGUAGGCCCACACCGACUCGUUCCACCGCUUCGACAAAUUCAACCUCAAGUAUAAUCCAGUGGGAGAAUCUCGCUUGAGAACCAUUUUCCUUAAGACGGAUAAUGAUAUCAAGGGCCGCUACCUCGCUGAGAUCACCAAGGGUUUGUGCCAGAUGGGGCUUGUUCCUUUAGCAUAACAUAUUGUACUAAUUUCCGGGAAAUAUAGAGGUUUUCCAGGAUCUAGAGGCAAGCAAAUAUCAAAUGGCCGAAUAUCGCAUUUCAAUAUAUGGACGUGCAGAAGACGAAUGGGAUAAGCUGGCAGCAUGGGUGGUGGACCACAAGCUAUUCUCACACAAUGCUCGCUGGCUGAUUCAGGUUCCACGCCUCUAUAAUGUUUACAAAUCUACUGGCCUUAUCAAUUCCUUUGAUGAGGUGGUUCGCAACAUCUUCAAGCCGCUUUUCGAAGUAACAAAGGACCCGUCAUCGCACCCCAAGCUUCACGUAUUCCUGCAGAGAGUAGUUGGCUUUGACAGUGUGGAUGAUGAGAGCAAGGCUGAACGAAGGACCUUCAAGAAGUUCCCAUCUCCACCGGAAUGGACCGUUAAUUCAAACCCACCAUACAGUUAUUGGAUUUAUUACCUGUUUGCGAACAUGGCGUCCUUGAAUGUCUGGAGAAAACAACGUGGGUUCAAUACGUUUGUUUUGCGUCCGCAUUGUGGCGAGGCAGGAGAUACAGACCAUCUGGCUGCUGCAGUGCUUUGCUGCCACUCAAUUAGUCAUGGUAUCCUGCUCCGCAAAGUUCCUCUCUUGCAAUAUAUCUUUUAUCUUGAUCAGAUAGGAAUUGCAAUGUCUCCGCUCUCGAAUAAUGCACUCUUCCUUGCAUACGACAAGAAUCCUUUCCUGUCGUACUUUAAACGCGGAUUGAAUGUCUCGCUCUCUACAGAUGAUCCACUACAAUUUGCAUUCACUAAGGAGCCUCUCAUUGAAGAAUACUCCGUUGCAGCACAGAUCUAUAAACUUAGCGCUGUGGAUAUGUGCGAGCUGGCUAAGAACAGCGUCCUCCAGUCCGGGUUUGAGGGAGCUAUCAAAGCGCGAUGGCUGGGAAACGAUUACCAUCUGCCGGGGUCUGAAGGGAAUAACAUGGAUAAGUCCAACGUGCCCAAUAUUCGAAUGACUUUCCGGUACCAAACGUUGCGCGAAGAGUUAAAAAUGUUCUCUGGUCUCCUCUCAUUCAAUGGACAGCAUACUAACCUAGGAUAGGCUCGAACGCUACACCUCCGCUCAGGUUGUGGCUGGUUCCGCAGGUCGCCGGAGUGCUGUGGUUGGCGGGAGGCUCACCCUGCCGGGAACACUAUCCCAACCCUCCCGACCCCACUCACCAACAACUAGCAUGCAAACAAACCCAACGUCGGUGCCGGAGCCUCCUUCGUUGCAAGGUGAUCUCUCGCCAACCCAGCCUCCGGUGUCUCUAGGUUUCUCCAAGCUCCCUGCAUCAGUUCACGUCCAUGAUUUCCAGCGCCAUACUGCUUCCAUAAACCCUCCAUUGACUCCCGGAACAGAGCCUCGAGAUGGCUACCCAAACAUUCCAGUCUUGGCCAGGUCCAAUACCACAGGCACCGCUGCAGUACUGAGGAAUCAUACUGGCGGUAGUUCUGGAGUCCCCGGCGGCUAUGGGGAUUAUCACAUUAGUGGCUCGGAGCCUAGGGUCUGGCCAGGUGUCAUAAGCAGGCGACAGGCAAGUACUUCUGAGAAAGACAGCAUAAACAGGGGGGUCGAAAAUGAGGCAAAGGGCAGCAAUCAUGGGAGUGUUACUGGUGGUUAAGCUAUUCUGGGUUGUGCUCAAUCAGGGUUUCUCUUACAAUGUCCUCUGGCUUUUUUCGUGAGGGUUGGCGUUGGCUUUUGUGGUAGAAAAAAAUUGAUACCCUGCUGUUCGCCAGGGGAUUGGUCUAG
Messenger RNA from Tuber aestivum (summer truffle), 3802 nucleotides. Lineage: Eukaryota; Fungi; Ascomycota; Pezizomycetes; Pezizales; Tuberaceae. The record is from the annotation of a GenBank genome assembly.